Molecule: messenger RNA, 728 nt
Organism: Lemur catta (Ring-tailed lemur)
Lineage: Eukaryota; Metazoa; Chordata; Mammalia; Primates; Lemuridae
Product: magnesium-dependent phosphatase 1
Exons: 6
Coding region: 115-609 (164 amino acids)
Molecular function (GO): acid phosphatase activity
Source: RefSeq, a predicted model, not a curated record
CUAGUUGCUGUUUCUCUAUGCUAGGCAGAGUGGCCUUAGCCACCGCAGUUGCUGGGCUCUCUAAGGCCCUGGGGAAAGCUCUAGCUUGGUGUGCGGAGCGUGCGGGUGCUGGUCAUGGCGCGGCUCCCGAAGCUAGCAGUUUUUGAUCUGGAUUACACGCUCUGGCCUUUCUGGGUCGACACGCACGUAGACCCUCCGUUCCACAAGAGCAGUGAUGGAACUGUGCGAGAUAGGCGGGGCCAGGACGUCCGACUGUACCCAGAGGUGCCUCAGGUUCUGGAACGAUUACAAGGCCUUGGGGUGCCCGGUGCAGCCGCUUCACGGACAGGUGAGAUAGAAGGAGCCAACCAGCUACUGGAGCUCUUUGACCUUGUCAGAUACUUUGCUCAUCGGGAAAUCUAUCCAGGCAGUAAGGUCACACACUUUGAGAGGCUGCGGCAGAAGACUGGAGUUCCUUUCUCCCGGAUGAUCUUCUUUGAUGAUGAGAGGCGGAAUAUUGUAGACGUCAGCAAACUGGGUGUUACCUGCAUUCACGUCCAGAAUGGAAUGAAUCUUCAAACCCUAACUCAAGGGUUGGAGACAUUUGCAAUGGCCCAAACUGGGCCUUGAGGUCCAGCCCGGUAGAUGAACCUCAUUUGAGGCCUAAAACUGAAAAGAAACCAAGAAGGCAUUUUCAGGUGCAUUUGUAAUUUAUUAAAGUGUAUCUGUGUGUGACAGAAGACAUCUUA